CACUCGAAUUAGGAAUCCGAUCUCUGCUACAAGUCGACGGAGAUCAUGAGGUUCGUCGUCUCGGCCUUGUUCCUGUUUGUGCUAUUUUCCCAUACAGAUGCAUAUGAUCCCUUGGAUCCAAAUGGAAACGUGACUAUCAAAUGGGAUAUCGUGUCUUGGACGCCCGAUGGCUACGUCGCUGUCGUGACAAUGAACAAUUUCCAAAUGUAUCGGCACAUCAUGAGUCCCGGUUGGACCUUGGGGUGGACAUGGGCUAAGAAAGAAGUGAUAUGGUCGAUGAACGGGGCGCAAACGACCGAGCAAGGCGACUGCUCCAAGUUCAAGGGGAACGUACCUCAUUGCUGCAAGAAGACACCCACGGUUGUCGACCUGCUCCCCGGUGUUCCCUACAACCAACAAUUCACCAAUUGUUGCAAAGGGGGUGUGGUUCCGGCAUGGGGUCAAGAUCCUCAAGGUGCCGUCUCUGCUUUCCAAGUCAGUGUAGGAUCGGCCGGCACUUCGAACAAGACCGUCAAACUUCCCAAGAACUUUACAUUACUCGGUCCUGGACCAGGAUACACCUGUGGUCCGGCGAAGGUUGUCCCUUCCACCACUUUUCUCACCCCGGAUCGCCGCCGAAAAACUCAGGCACUCAUGACAUGGAAUGUGACCUGCACUUAUUCGCAGUUUCUAGCUCGAAAAAACCCGAAUUGUUGCGUUUCUUUCUCGUCUUUCUACAAUGAGACCAUCACUCCUUGCCCAACUUGUUCUUGCGGAUGCCAAAACAAAAACAACUGCGUCAAGGACAGUUCCAAGAUUCUUAAAAUGAAAGGACUAAACACUCCACGGAAAGAUAACGCCCCAUUGCUUCAAUGCACGCACCAUAUGUGCCCGGUUCGGGUUCAUUGGCAUGUCAAACUCAACUACAAGGACUACUGGCGAGUUAAGGUCUCGAUCACGAACUUCAACUACCGGAUGAACUACACGGUUUGGAGCCUCGUCGUCCAGCACCCCAAUCUUAACAGCGUAACACAAGUCUUCAGCUUCGAUUACAAGCCUCUCCUCCCCUACGAAUCGAUCAACGACACCGGGAUGUUCUACGGCAUGAAGUUCUACAAUGACCUAUUGAUGGAAGCCGGGCCAUUCGGAAACGUUCAAUCCGAGGUGCUUCUUCGAAAAGACAAAGAUACCUUCACGUUCAAGCAAGGAUGGGCGUUUCCGAGGAAAGUAUAUUUCAAUGGCGAUGAAUGCAUGUUACCUCCCCCUGAUACUUACCCUUUUCUACCCAAUUCUGCACACCAACAGUACCUUUUCUCCAUCUUUACACUCAUUGCUACAAUGGUUUUCUUGUUACUCACUCUUUGCUGAUUAUUAUACUCUCAUCGAGUAUGAAAGUUUUGUAUUCAU
Molecule: messenger RNA, 1386 nt
Organism: Hibiscus syriacus
Lineage: Eukaryota; Viridiplantae; Streptophyta; Magnoliopsida; Malvales; Malvaceae
Product: COBRA-like protein 4
Exons: 6
Coding region: 46-1347 (433 amino acids)
Biological process (GO): cellulose microfibril organization; plant-type cell wall cellulose biosynthetic process
Cellular component (GO): plasma membrane
Source: RefSeq, a predicted model, not a curated record